AUGGAUAGGUUAGGAAGUUUACCAGACGAUAUUCUGACUCGCAUACUCUCUUCUGUUCCCACCAAACAAGCCGUAGCCACAUCCAUUCUUUCGAAGCGAUGGAUUCAUCUUUGGCGUUACGUUCCCGUUCUCGACUUCACAGAAACCAACAUGGAAGACCUAGAAUCCGUUCGCCGCUUCAAGGAAUUCGUUUCUUCCUUCUUGCUCUUGCGAAAAGCCGCAGGUAAUCAUUCCAUCAACACUUUCAUCCUCGGCAUUCAACGCUAUUCCUCUCCAAUUCAUGCUCCCGGUGAUAACUACUUGGAUAUGAUGAGAAGAACAACUUACCAUAAUACGUUGAUUAGGAAACUAACAUUAGCCCCUAGUUUGCCUAUUAGUAUAUUAACUUGUACAACCCUUGUUGUUCUCAAACUCCGUUGGUUUUGGUUUUUUAAGGAUGCUAAUUCUCAUUAUAAUUUUCCCUCACUCAAAACACUACAUUUGAAAGACAUUUAUCUUCAUCAUCAACAUGAAUUUACGUUUCUUCUGGAUGCAUGUCCACUUCUUGAAGAUCUUCAACUAUCUAAUAUACACUUUGACCCUUCCGCUCGUUUCUCUUCUUUAUAUCGUAAACAACAAUUAAGAUGCUCAAGCUUAAAAAGGUUGAACAAAGCAGAUAUAACCGAUCAUGGUUGCUAUUUUAUGGUGAAAUCACUUUCAAAUGUGGAGUUUCUACGCAUACAACUAUGCAAGGGUUAUUGUCCACCUAAUGACUUUCCUACAUUCCAUAAUUUGACUCAUCUGGUGCUCAACUAUAACUGUGAUAUAAUUGUACAAGUGCUCUACCAUUGCCCUAAGCUUCAAAAUCUUGACUUUUAUGAGGAUUUGAACACUACAAGAGAUUAUAAACAAAAUUGGGUGGAUCCUGAAUCAGUUCCAAGUUGCCUUUCAUUAAACCUUACAACUUGCAAUAUGCGGGACUUUGUUGUUGUAGACCAACACCGUAAUCGCAUUAUGUUAGCAAGGUUUAUUCUGGAUAAUGCAAGAGUUUUAGAAACUAUGUCAAUCUGGUGCUACAAGAGAUGGCCUAAAGCAGAAAGAGUAUUAUCCUCAUGUCCAAAGGCAUCUGCAACAUGUCAACUUACAAUUGAUUGUGGCUGCAAGUUUACUUUUAAAAGGCAUAACAAAAGAACUAAGAAUGGAAGAUAA
This is a messenger RNA of Medicago truncatula (barrel medic), 1188 nucleotides long. RefSeq names its product putative FBD-associated F-box protein At5g56820. Bases 1 to 1188 code for a protein of 395 amino acids. The transcript is spliced from 3 exons. Lineage: Eukaryota; Viridiplantae; Streptophyta; Magnoliopsida; Fabales; Fabaceae. The record is from RefSeq and is a predicted model, not a curated record. Gene Ontology annotation, molecular function: protein binding.